Messenger RNA from Megalobrama amblycephala (Wuchang bream), 726 nucleotides. RefSeq names its product cystatin 14b, tandem duplicate 1 (gene cst14b.1). The coding region runs from base 89 to 388 and encodes 99 amino acids. The record is from RefSeq and is a predicted model, not a curated record. Gene Ontology annotation, cellular component: cytosol. The transcript has 3 exons. NCBI's taxonomy places the organism in Eukaryota, Metazoa, Chordata, Actinopteri, Cypriniformes, Xenocyprididae. Gene Ontology annotation, molecular function: cysteine-type endopeptidase inhibitor activity.
UACUGUAGCAGUGUCACUUCUCUGAGCUGUCUAAAAACACUUGUGUUUGUUUUUACAUCUCGACACUGAUCAGCGGCACAUUAUUGCAAUGGCGACAAAGGUUGGAGGACCAUCCGAGGUGAAGCAAGCUACUGCAGAGGUGCAGAUGAUCUGUGAUGAGAUCAAGCAUUGUGCAGAAGAGAAGGCUGGAAGGAAGUUUGUCGUUUUCACUGCCAGAUCUUACAUCACACAGGUUGUGGCCGGGACCAACUAUUUUAUCAAGGUGGAUGUAGGGGGUGAUUUCGUUCAUCUGAGGGUUCACAAGCCACUCCCUCACACUGGAGAAAAACUACAGCUGCACGGGAUUCAGAUCUCAAAAUGUCAACAGGAUCCUAUUGUAUGCUUUUAAACACACUGACCGAGCAGUGCAUCUUCUCUAUCAGUGUCUCAUUCCCUCUCUUAAAUACAUGCACACAGACUACAGUUCCAUACUGUAUAUAGAACAGGUUAAAGUAUGUGAUGUACUCAACUCAUGCUGUUGCACAACUUUUAUUCAAUUGUACACCAUUAAGAUGAACCAAAUACUGUGCCUACUGUAUGUAGAUGAGUUUUAUAUGGUCUUUGUUCACUUUUGUAUUGUGGUGAAACAAUUGCACAUGAAAAUGAAUCAUCACUCCAAAUCUGUUUUAUAAAAGAAGAUGCUACUUCUAAAAUAAAGGGAAAUAAAUUUCAUAUUUCAAAUGGCAA